Messenger RNA from Archocentrus centrarchus (flier cichlid), 1274 nucleotides. It is a transcript of the gene ankrd49, whose product is annotated as ankyrin repeat domain 49. Gene Ontology annotation, molecular function: protein binding. The transcript has 3 exons. NCBI's taxonomy places the organism in Eukaryota, Metazoa, Chordata, Actinopteri, Cichliformes, Cichlidae. The record is from RefSeq and is a predicted model, not a curated record. Bases 325 to 1014 code for a protein of 229 amino acids.
CCGAGAGUGCUUAUGGGUAAUGAAGUCUUUUAACGCCCUGUCUCUCUGACGGUGACUUGGCGAACAACUACAUAUCCCGCCUGUCCUCACAGCAGCGUGUUUUUCUGCGGGUGACGAUGAGGGUGAAAUUCACUCGGCUUCGUUUUACCAGUUAAAUCUAAUCUGUGGCUUUCAGUGCGUUGAAGAACGAUGCUGCUCAAAUAGCGGGCUUAACGGUUACGUAUGACGUCAAAACACAGCCAUUGUACGCCACGGUGCAUUUUGUCAACAUCCUUCGACAACUGCAGCUGACUGAACAGUUCGAGGUGUGUAAAGCAGUGAGUGAUGGAGUUUCCAGAAGAUUUCAACCAGCUUGAACUUCUUGACACACAUGGACAGCUGAUCCCCCGAGGGUCUGGCAGCAUGUGGACCGGAAGCAAGGAGGAUGAAGAGGAAGCAGAGGAGACGGAGCACAAUGAGGAGUGGUAUCUGAAAAAGGAGGAAGCUCUGAAAGAUGAACCAAAAGAGCUCAUUCUGUGGGCAGCCGAAAACAGUCGUCUUUCCACAGUCCGGAGUUUGUUAGCUGCUGAUCCUUUACUGGUGCACUGCUGGGAUGAAGAUGGUUACACUCCCCUGCACCGUGCAGCAUACAGCGGCCACGUUGAAAUUGUUUCCGCUCUGCUUGCCAGCGGCUCAAAGGUCAACCCUCGCACCAUUGAUGGCUGGACCCCCCUUCACAGCGCUUGUCGUUGGAGUCGCGUCUCUGUGGCGAGUUGUCUCCUGCAGCAUGGAGCCGAAUUGAACGCGCAGACCAACGGUGGGCUCACACCAUUACACCUCGCUGCUUCCUACACAAGCUUCUCAAAAACAGACUCGAGACGCACCUUAGAGCUGCUGCUCUCUCAGCGCCAUCUGAAGCCGGGGCUGCGCACCAGCAGUGGGGAGACUGCCACUGAAGUGGCCCGACGUAGUGGCCCCCAUCACUUUAUGUUUGAGAUGGUUGAAGACUGUGUGAAUGUGGUACCCAUCUCAUGAACAAAAAAAACCAGUCUGUCACAUUAGGUUUUUAAUCUGUUCUUGUCCGUGAAAGUACAUUUGGGUAUACAAAUGCAAGGUUAAUAUAUCACUAGGAAAAAAAAAAAAAAAUUUUAAUCUGUUACUCUGCCUACUAUAUAGACUGGGUCAUAUUUCAACAGAAUGGGAAUGUUUAAAAGACAAUGUGGAUGCCCUUGUAUUCUUGCUUCUGAAAUGGUGAAAUAGUCACAUUUCCUUUUGAACCAAUGUAAUAAAUGUGA